Molecule: messenger RNA, 2346 nt
Organism: Chlamydomonas reinhardtii
Lineage: Eukaryota; Viridiplantae; Chlorophyta; Chlorophyceae; Chlamydomonadales; Chlamydomonadaceae
Exons: 2
Coding region: 435-686 (83 amino acids)
Source: RefSeq, a predicted model, not a curated record
GGUGUCAUUCUACAAAUACCGCAUGGACGAAAAGGCUCCCGCGACCGGAAUCGCGUUCAGCCCUUAACUGACACAAACAGGCCGAGCGCAGGACUCGAGUUUGCAAUAAGAUUCACGACUGAGCGCUCGAGUGAGGAAUGGAUGCAGCAUGAACACGUGCAUUGGUUUAUAGCUAUCGGUAGCUAUCGCCAGCUUACCUCGCGUCCGCAGAAUCUAGGUCUAGGGUUUUCCGCCCCAAUGGCCAGCGAGCGAGGCCAGCAAAUGCCAGCGCCACGUUUCGGCCGCAACGAACCCCCCUCCCCGUUUUUACGUUGCGGCUCAGCGUGGAACCCCCAACUAAAGCUGGCGUAGUCCAAGCCAGCCCACCAUGCAUCUACAAGGUCGCCGAUGAUAUGAUUUUGCCCAUCCAAUUAGCAUAGCGCAUGGGGCAGUAGAUGCCACAGUGGCGGCCAGGGGGGGGAGGCGGCCAGGGCCUGGCGGGGCGCAAAGGCCUGCGGCAGACCAACCCGCGCUUCUUCACAGGCCGCUUCUUCCACUGUGGGCAGUGGAGCCACAUCGCGAGGGCGGUCGAGGUGCGCGACGGGGGAAAGGUUGACGCGCGGUGCGGCGCCUGCAAGAACAAGAGCAGCAUCAGCAUUAAGAAGUGGGGCCUGGUGGAGGUCGUUGACCUGUGCGACAGCGACUGAGCGGGAGCGGAUUCACAGGUUUGACGACUCUUGACAACGGUGCGGUGCGGUGCGGUGCGGUGCGGUGCGGUGCGGUGCGGUGCGGUGCGGUGCGGUGCGGUGCGGUGCGGUGCGGUGCAGUGCGGUGUGGUGUGGUGCGGUGCGGGUUGCUGGGCUUCAGACGAGAGAGUAUGUGGAAAGCAGCGCGGACUUCGGUGGCGGCGUUGGAAAGCGGCGACGCAAACCGCGGGGAUGGCAAGGUUGUCGCGUUGAUGUGCAGCGAAGGGACGGCACCAGCAGGCACGGUGAGCAGGUUUUGUGCACCCAGAUGACUCAUGUCCUGGAUACGGCAAGCGUACUGGUUAGGAGAAGCACCAGCUUUGGCAGCCGGCGGAGCUGACUUGCCAGACCGAUUACUACGGCAUGGGUGCGCCGGCAACCACAUGAGCCACGUCUUCGGUGCCCCUACGGAGGUGGCAGUGUAGUGGCGAAGGCGCCAACAGUGGGCGCAGCCAUGCAGGGGCCGAUGUGCUCAACCUUUGGCACAUGCCCCGCCAUCAUCGCCCUAAAAUCAGUAACUUAUGAAUGCGGAUGUUACAGAGGGGACAGUCCCAGCACCUGAAGACUUAUGAACCCCGAACUCAAUCCAACCCACCCCCAUACACGCCCUCAGCGAGGCCAGCGGUGACAGCGCUUGGCACAUCAGGACACAGGUUCUGCAUGUUCCUCGCCAUUGCUACAGUAACACUGCAAUUCAAUUGGAUCUAGCUGACAUUACAUACACAGAGAUUCUUGAGCACACGGCACGCCGGCUAUAUUACGCCAGCGCCUAAGCGCGUUUUCCCUCCCAGUCUCCCUUGACCGGACCCAGGGGUGACUGGACACAUGCGAUGGGCCAGCCGUGUGAAUGUUGGACACGCUCUUCCUUUGCGUGAUGCGCACGUCGACCCCUGGAACGGCCAGGCGCAGAGGACUGCCUGUAAAGUCACCCUCGCCAGCGGACCUGUCCAGCCGAUCGGGAACAUUCGAGGCUCUCGCCAUCGCCGUCUUCACAAUCGAGGCAACAAUAUGUUUGGUCUAUGUCUAGUGUGCGUGGCGUAUUCCCAGGCCUGUAACGUUCUCACCUGAGGAACAACGGCAAGGUGCAGGAGGGGGGCCAAGGCGUAAGUGCGCGGCUGGUCGAACGCUGGGUUUCCGGUGCCGAUACGUUCGAAAUGCCUGACGUGCAAUUCUCUCGCUUCGGGUGCACGACCUGGUGAUAGCAAGGAGGUGGUCUUGGGCUGGGGCCGUGCUGUUGUCCAAUCACAGGCGCUAGCGGCUGCGCCAGCAAGCAGGUCAGGGGCUCAAACCAGGUGCUGUAGACCGAGGUGCGCUACCCAUCAGCAUUUCAACGAGCGUGUGCGGCAUCUUUGGCGGAGCUAGCAUCGGCGCCCUGCGUUCGAGGGAGGGGUUCACUGCAAAGGGGAAUGUGCGGGAGGCGUGCCUCACUUCCGCGGCCUCCCCUUUUAGCGAAUUGCUUGCUAGUGAACCGUAUGACAAGAAAGAACGCGGCCAGCGGCGUCCUGCGGCGUUGACGUCAGUGGCACGGCGGGACAGUUGUGGCACGCGUGGGCGUGCCUUGGCCUCACCGUGUGCGCAGUCCCCGAAGAAACAUGCCAAUUGAAUGUAAGCAAGAGUGGUU